Messenger RNA from Hypoxylon fragiforme, 333 nucleotides. RefSeq lists its product as uncharacterized. The record is from RefSeq and is a predicted model, not a curated record. The transcript has a single exon. NCBI's taxonomy places the organism in Eukaryota, Fungi, Ascomycota, Sordariomycetes, Xylariales, Hypoxylaceae. The coding region runs from base 56 to 304 and encodes 82 amino acids.
UGGGGCUAUAACGGAGCAGUGGAUCUGGCUGCCAUGCAGCCCAUGGUUGCGUCACAUGUCCGCUUCUAACCUAAGCCCAAAAGGAAAAAGAAUAAAAAGGUCGUUGUUGCUUCCAUGCACGUUUGGGAAGUUGUGGAAUCUUUCGUUGGCCAAAGUAGGUACUUGGGUAAUAUGCGAGUGGAUGGAUGGGCUAGAAUCAUUGGCAACGAUGGGUCCCAAGACCGCAGCAGCAGAGCAGCGUGUGCUGGGCCACACACACUUUAUUAUUAUUAUUAUUAAAGGCUUCCCUAACCAGCUUAACUAACCUAAUAAAAUCCAAAAUUCCAGCUUUUG